Messenger RNA from Alternaria rosae, 847 nucleotides. RefSeq lists its product as uncharacterized. Lineage: Eukaryota; Fungi; Ascomycota; Dothideomycetes; Pleosporales; Pleosporaceae. The record is from RefSeq and is a predicted model, not a curated record. Bases 135 to 818 code for a protein of 227 amino acids. The transcript has a single exon.
CUCCGAAUUCCACCAGCAAAGACGGUUCUCCUCCCAAGGUGGUUUCGUCGCCUGUGUCUUUCGACUCCGUUCCAUCGAAGUCCACCCCCACUCAGACUGACCUGGCGCCCUCCACCAACAAGAUUAAGCUGAAGAUGAUCUUGAGCAUCUUGGAAGAGGAGAGGACUGCGCGUAUCAAGGCUGAUACGAAAGUCGAGGAGUUGAUGGGGGCCAUGAGCCGCCUACAAGAGAAGGUUGAUCGACUGGUGCAGGAGGCCGAAGCAAGGCCGGCGAAGACAUUGGCAUCAACCAAGCCAACCGCGAAACCUCAAGAGCCUGUGAAGCCUACAGUGCUUGCUUCUGCCCCCGAAUCCCGUAACAAGGACGACCCCGAGGGCGACAAGGUCGUGGCGCCAAAGCGCAAGUCCACCCACCAGAUCGUGAGGUCCCUCAAGAAUGAGUUUCCUGCGGAGACGGCCCACGUAGUCUUCAACCAGCUCAAGCGCGGCUCUCUGCGCCUUUCUGGACUUCGGAAAGUUCAGCCUGGCAUCCUUCAGGCACAGGUUGAGAAGGUGCUGUGCGCGUUCAAGGUGCCAGCACCGAAGCGAAAGAAGCACGCGUCAAUGGCGAUUGAUCUGGCUAAUUUUGGAAAUGGCCUUGCUCGCGGCGACGAACGCUACCUUCCUCUCGACACCACCGUUAGGGACGCAGCCAUCGCAUUCGCGGAUGAAAAGCUGGCCAACCACCUCUUCCACGACAAGAAUUGGUUGAGUUUCCGCUGCGUGUCUAAGCAGCACAGAUGCAUGCAGGGGUACAUGGAUGGACGUGUGGUUUUGUAGAUAGCAAAUUGUGGAGUUUGCGUGGGCGG